CUAUGGAAGUAGCUGUAUUUAUUAAAUAUUAUAUGGCAAUUAAUUGUUUAUUUUGAAGAAAAAAUUUGUAGGGUUAUUCUGGAGUGGAAGCUUCGCGCCCCCGAUUCAUACCACCCUUUGAAGAAGGUUUUCUUCGUUAUCUGACACCUUCAGUUUCGUGGUUUGCUAAUAUCUCAGCCGUUGAAUCGCUUAAGGUCCAGUAGUGACUCGCUGAGCUUCAACGAUUAUGUUCAAUUCCAAAUUUUUAAGAGUUGGAAUUUGGAUGGUUAAGGAGCUAUCAAGAGGAAAAACUAGUAUAGUAGGUAGAGAUAGAUAUACGCAGAGCCGUUGUUGCCAAUUCUUACAAAAACUGUCAGAAAACAAGGUUUCCAGGGGAGCAAUCUUUCAGAAAAGUUGUCAUUUUUCUUCAGCAACAGAUAAGAAUCCUUUGCCGGAAGGGAGUGGUCAGGAAGAAAAGAUUUCUGUGACAUUUGUGGAUAAAGAUGGAGAGGAAAAGCAUAUAAAGGUUCCAAUUGGAAUGUCUAUGUUAGAAGCUGCUCAUCAAAAUGACAUUGAACUUGAAGGAGCUUGUGAAGGCUCACUUGCAUGUUCAACUUGUCAUGUGAUAGUGAUGGAUAUGGAGUACUAUAAUAAAUUAGAGGAGCCAACAGAUGAGGAGAAUGACAUGUUGGAUUUGGCUUUUGCACUCACAGAAACGUCUCGUCUCGGUUGCCAAGUAAUUGCAAAACCCGAACUAGAUGGAGUUCGUUUAGCUAUUCCCGCCGCUACUCGCAACUUUGCUGUUGAUGGGUAUGUCCCAAAACCACACUAGACGUGAUAAAGCAAUACAUAAGAGAGUGGUCAAAGUUUUAUAAAUGCAGUCAUCCCAUUUUUGUAGCUCCUGUAUUCUAAUGAUUCAAUAAUAUUAUGCCUCUGUUGGCAACUUUUUGUUUUUUCUUUUUAUUCCCCUUUAUUUGGGGUUCCAAAUUCUUUUGUUGCUUUAAAUUAUACUGUUGAGUAUACCAUGUAGAAAUAUAGUUUAAUAGUUCUCAUGACUAUUAAGGGAUUUUCCCGACCAUUUAUGGUUUACACAAUAAGAAACUUUAUUUUUUUUCCA
This is a messenger RNA of Cannabis sativa, 1096 nucleotides long. RefSeq lists its product as uncharacterized. Gene Ontology annotation, molecular function: 2 iron, 2 sulfur cluster binding. The transcript is spliced from 8 exons. The record is from RefSeq and is a predicted model, not a curated record. NCBI's taxonomy places the organism in Eukaryota, Viridiplantae, Streptophyta, Magnoliopsida, Rosales, Cannabaceae. Gene Ontology annotation, cellular component: mitochondrion. Gene Ontology annotation, biological process: P450-containing electron transport chain. Bases 227 to 811 code for a protein of 194 amino acids.